Haemorhous mexicanus (house finch) is the source of this 312-nucleotide messenger RNA. RefSeq names its product feather beta keratin-like. Gene Ontology annotation, cellular component: intermediate filament. The transcript has a single exon. Gene Ontology annotation, molecular function: structural constituent of cytoskeleton. NCBI's taxonomy places the organism in Eukaryota, Metazoa, Chordata, Aves, Passeriformes, Fringillidae. The record is from RefSeq and is a predicted model, not a curated record. The coding region runs from base 1 to 312 and encodes 103 amino acids.
AUGGCCUGUCACAACCGCUGCAGUCCCUGCGGACCCACCCCGCUGGCCAACAGCUGCAACGAGCCCUGUGCCCUGCAAUGCCAGGAUUCCCGCGUCAUCAUCAACCCUUCCCCUGUGCUGGUCACCCUGCCAGGACCCAUCAUGACCUCCUUCCCCCAGAACACCGCCGUCGGAUCCACCUCCUCCGCUGCUCUGGGCACUGAACUCAAUGCCCAGGGACAGCCCAUCUCUGGUGGAUUUGGCUUUGGUGGCUUUGGCUACGGCCUGGGAGGCCUGGGCUGCUAUGGCAGGAGGGGCGGCUACAUCUGCUAA